CUGACGUGGAUCGAGGAGAGCGGUGGUGCUUUCAAGAAGAUGAAGCAGAACGAAAACGAACAGCAGGACGAUCCGUCCUCGACAAGAAGCGUGAUUUCCACGCACUCAAAGUCACCAGCCCAGCAGACACCUGAUCCUGACUCAAAUCAGAGCAGCAGUCUCGACGACGUCGUGGUCCACCGUUCUUCUUGGCAUACAGCUACAGCCGGUUCAUCUCAAGAUGGAACUAAGCGACGUAAGCCUUUCACAAUUGGGCCCACCUUUGAGAAAAAAGCUAUUUCCGGUUCUUGUUGCGAUGCGCAAAGGAAAAGCGUCAGAGGAACGAAGACGCCGACGGUGAGGGACGUCGUACACCAGGACAAGGACACCGCUUCCUCCACUGUCCCUGCUCACCGCGAAGUGUCCAGCCCGAGGACAUUUCGAGACGACCAUCAACAUGAAUUUCGCACACACGCUUUUGUAUUGGAUUUGCGAACAAUAUGAGAGUGCACAACGACCCCACUUCCCUCUCAUUUGAAGGGCAUGUAGUUGCGCAGUAACGCAAGCAUAAGCAACGGCAGAAAUAAUUUUGCCUCCGCAUACCAGAUCAAAAUCUGCACUUCCCUUUGACGAGGUUUCAUCAAAAUUUGUCACGCACUCAGUGCUUCAAGAACUAGAACGCGCCAUUGAUACACAAAAAGUGGGUUUGGUGUUUUGCAUAUCCAAAUGAACAAGGGGGGCAGGGGACGAGUUGUGCUCUCUCAUAAACAAGACGCUGCGGGGGGGAAGAUGAGGCCAAUAAGAUGACAAACCGCAACGCCCCUGUGGAGGAAAAAAUGUCCAGCCCGACGAGCACCAGCGAAGAUGGUGUGUGCGCAUCAGCGAAGAAGAUCCGACAAGAAAUAACAAUCCACCCCUUCGAUUCUUGGGGUCCGCCAACUGACGUGACAAUAACGGAAGGGUCCACCCACGUCCAGCUCGAUUUUUUGGACUUUCGAGAGCUUCUGAACGCGCAGUGGGUUUCACCUGUUCCUCCACUAGAGAAAAAACACGCGCAACAAGCUGCCCCGAUCGGUUCGCAAGGCUCAUCCGACGGAAAGACCGAUAAGAACAAUGGCGCAGCUACCACGUUGUCUUCGACGGGAGGCUGUGACAAACAGAGACUGUCCGCGAACAAACAACGCACCAAAAACCACACUGCACAGCAGGCAAACUCAUCAAGUGAAUAUCGUGGGCCCAACGGUAUGACUCCUUCGCAAUCUUCGCAGACGCCCCAGGUGGAACAAAAAGAGCAGCACUCAUCGUCUAGCGAAAGAACGAGCACGACCUUCGUCGGUUUCUGUUCGCAAGCAUACACAGUGGCAAAAUUCAACGUAAUCGCCGAUAUGCUCGGGCAAGAAAACACCCCACUAGAGGACGUUGUGCAAGUCUGGUAUUCUUCAAUCUGGACUCGAUAUGGGCCGCUAUAGCUGGUGCAAUGUCAGCGAGCAUGCGCCCUCCAAGACUUUGGCGCAUAAUUUGCAGCUGAUAAGAUGUGGAUGAUAUUGUGAGCAAAACGCACAACGAACUGUUGCAGAGAGAAGUGGUAUAUGCCUAUGUCUAAAAGUAACAUCCGCUUGCGUUUGGCCAUUUGUUGCAUUGUUCGUGCUCCGCUUGUUUGUGUGAUGUGUAUUGGCGCAAAUCAGCAUCGUUGACGGGUGGCGCUGACAUUGAUAUUGCAGCUUUCUCUUUCAUACUCGUUCUUGCCUUCGCAACUUUUUUGCCUCGUGCGUUAACGUGCUAGAAAGGGCAGCAGAGUCGGCAAAAACGCUCUCCCCACUGCAACUCGGCGACAGCAAGCUAGAGGCGAAGUAUCUGAAAAUCUGGGCUCACGUCGCCGGUGCCUGGGCAGAGGCAGACGAAAUCAAAAAGAGCGGGACAUCAGCUACAAUUCCCACGUGCGAGAUAAAUCCUGGCGACGAUUCUGAGCUGCCACUUACUGUCACCGCUGUUGUCGAGCGCUUAUCAAAUACAAAUAGAAUAAAAGCACCGCAUAUUGGCAUCGCGAGAAGUAACCAAAAUAAGAAAUCGAUUUCUAUAAGCAGCCUGCCGGCUGUAUGUAUAUCCAGAGACGACAUGGCCUCAUGCAGGAGGGCUUCCCCCAGAAGCAACAUCUGGUCGCGCUUCUCCUUCAGCGCAUUCAUGGUACGUAUUUUCUUUGCAAACAAAAUGGGAAAAGCAAAAGAUGAGGAAAAACAAAAAGGAACUUCGGCUCCUUUCAAUCAUGUAUAAAAAUAAAUAUGUAAGUGCCAUUAAUAAGUGCUAAUAUCGCAUUGAGCUGUUGAAUGAUGCGGUAUUGCUAGUAUCUGUGCGACGAGUAACUUUUUGUUAUGGGCCAAGAAAUGCGGUGGCUUUCGAACAGGAUACUUGCAUGAUAAACACGCCCUCAAGAUGAAGGAUCCAAAGUGGAUACCGAAACCCGGAGUAGAUGUUACCUCGUGGCGAAACUUCGAGCCCGUCUGCUGCUUCAGUCUGAAGGUUGAUCGGGUGGCGCUUAUAGAGUAUCUUUUCACCGGGAAGCUAAUUCCAGCUGGGCCUGCGUGUUCGCGUUCGAAUGUAGUAACUUCAUCAGUAGAGAAGCCGGGCCAGCAGGCGGGGGGACGAGCUACCGCACCAUCUUUGAAAGCUGCAAGUAGAGAAAAUCAAAAUGACAGCAUCUUUCACUCAGGGGACGAAGCUGAAAAAGCAGACGCUGAGGCGCCGGGAAAUGCAGACUACGCUAGCGCACAUAAUAGCCCUCUAGCAGCUUCUGCGGGUGCACGUUCCGCAGCAACUUCUGACUUCUGCCCCGCGCUCCCUGUAAAACAGAGAAAUAGCAGAGAAAAUCAAAAUCGGGUGCAAACAACAAGUAAUCGGAAAAUGAAUAAGAGUAAGCGCAAUAAGAGAAAAAUCCAGCUUGGCAAAACCGAAACGGAAGCUCUCCCACCCGAAGACUUCAGUACCGACGUCGGCAACGUUACGAUGUGGCACAACUGCAUUGACCCCGACCAACUCCUACCCGGAGAGGUCUGCCCCUGCCUUCCAGGGGAGCUGCACGCGUUGGCGUGCAUGUCACUGGAGGAGUAUCUCGAGCAGUUGGAUAUCCACGUCUCGGAGCACGACGGACUCGCGCCGGGUUAUACGCACAACAGCGGCGAUGUGGUACAGCUAUUCCUCGCCCGGACGAUGCGGAAGUUAGCGGAGGUCCGCGAGCUCUUGUUGGCACGAAAGCUCACCAUCGAACUGAGACACCAGAGAGUCUCGAUCAGCGCGGAGUGGGAGGCGGACGAUUCAGCCGGCGGCCAAAGGGCGCUAGUAGACGAAAUUGCAGCGCUCCGACCUGCGAGCAUCUCGUGGGGGGUCGAGCUGGACAAUUGCAACAUGAACUUGAAAGCGUUCCACGCUCUGGCCAGGCGAGUGAGUUCUUGUAGCACUACGCCUAUGUCAUCUUCGCGACGAGGACCACGACCAGCUGCGACCCCGAGCAAAACAGUUGAUGAAGAUCAUGAAUCGAGUUCGAGCCACACUAAAAGAUGCGCGAAGGCAGCCACCUCGUCCAGAACGCGACACUACGGGUGCAGUAGAUGGCUCUGGAGCUAUGAGACGGUGGGUAGUAAACUUCUUGACUUCGCACUUGAACCCGACUACUGCGGUGCGCCGGCCUUUUCGCAACACGUUUGCGCGCUCGCGGGUGGGGACCUCGACAAGAGCAGCAACUCCGGCUCUCCUGCCCCUGCCGCAAGAGACCCUGGGCUACUUGACAGCCAAUCUACCGGCACCGCUGCAGGAGGCCUGACGGCAGAUGAAGACAACAUGCUAGGGCGUGCACAAAAGUAUCGCAACCGCAAGCGUGUCACUUGCGGCCACUUCUCAUACAGCUUUGCAGCUUCACCUUGUGUCGUGGUCCACGGCCGACAUGAUGAUCAUGAUGACCUAACAAGGUGCAAGCAUUUAGUACACCUGAAGAGUGAUUGCGUUUCACGUGCAUAGAAAAAACUCAUCAAGUUCGUUUCUAGUCCCCGCGCAGCUGCAAGCGCACGAAAAAGAUGUAGAUACUGAUACUUUUGCUUCGCAUACCUGGCAGCUCUUUCACCUGCUAAAAACUGGCGCGUGCGCCGGGUGCUUGCGGAACUUUUCGAGGAACGCAGCCCCACGAGGAUGGCACUGUCUCGCACGCGGAACCCCUUCUGGAAGGGGCCGGAUGAUGAAGAGAAUCCUGAAUUCUACUCCACGGACGCACUGCUCGACAAUAAUCCGCUGCGAGUACCAGCUACAGAGCAGGCCAACCACCUGCUGCAGACGUUUGCCUGCGAAGUGUGGGUCCAGCACUUCGAAAAGCAAGGGAACGACAACAAUGCGGACCAGGGUCAGGAAUAUCAAGAAUUGUGUGCAGGAGCCGGGACUGGUGGAACACGUUGCCGCGCGACAACGAAAGGCAUUCAGCUUCUGUCACCGCUCGCGAACCGUUUUUCUCCGUGGUGUUGGAGUGCGCAGCCUCUACAUGUCGAAUGGGAGUAUGAAUAAUCUUCAUGCCGAACCCGAAACAAAAAACUUGCAUAGAAAGCUGGAAAUUUAGCAUAGCAAAAUCCUCAUUCAGUUUUUACCAACUUGAUCCGAGCUCAUCGCAAGAAAUCGCACAACUAGUUCCGCCAAUAAUACGCAUCAUGAUCAUGUUGUGGUACCAUCCCGCCGAAUCGAAAAAACCAUGGAAUCGUCCAGAUGAUGAUCGAGCACAACAGGAAAAUUUCACUUAUUUCCUAGUAGCAUGACGACGAGCAGGAUGACAGGAGAUUAACAAAGCGAUGAAAUUACCCACCAC
This is a messenger RNA of Amoebophrya sp. A120, 4816 nucleotides long. The record is from the annotation of a GenBank genome assembly. NCBI's taxonomy places the organism in Eukaryota, Dinophyceae, Syndiniales, Amoebophryaceae.